AUGACGGCCAAUUCCGACGCCACGGGCUCUGAAUUGGUCCCGGCAUCGGCGGCUAGGCAUAACGCAAUUCUGCGUUGGAAGCGAGUGACAAACCCCUGCGGGCCGCAACCUCGGCCAAGGCAUGGCCACCGCGCGGUAAACAUCAAGGAGCUGAUGGUAGUCUUUGGUGGCGGCAACGAAGGAAUCGUAGAUGAACUGCAUGUCUACAACACUGCUACCAACCAAUGGUAUGUUCCGGCGACAAAGGGCGAUGUGCCGCCGGGAUGCGCAGCAUACGGCUUCGUCGUCGACGGAACACGGAUUCUGGUGUUUGGUGGAAUGGUGGAGUAUGGGAAGUAUUCGAACGAGCUGUACGAGCUGCAGGCCACGAAGUGGGAGUGGAAAAAACUGCGACCGAAGCCACCAGAGUCCGGUCUACCGCCCUGCCGCCGCCUGGGGCACAGCUUCACGCUAGUCGGGGAUAAGAUCUACCUUUUCGGAGGUCUCGCCAACGAGAGCGAUGACCCGAAGAACAACAUACCGAAGUAUCUGAACGAUCUGUACAUUUUGGAGAUUAAAAACAAUCUCCUGCAGUGGGAAAUACCGACGACCUUUGGCGAGAGUCCGCCACCGCGCGAAUCGCACACUGCAGUCUCUUGGUACGACAAAAAGAACAAGAAGUACUGGCUGGUAAUCUACGGCGGCAUGUCCGGUUGUCGGUUGGGCGAUCUCUGGCUGCUCGACACAGACACCAUGUCUUGGACUCGACCGCGGACGCUGGGUCUGUUGCCGUUGCCCCGCUCCCUGCACAGCUCCACGCUCAUUGGUAACCGGAUGUACGUGUUUGGUGGCUGGGUACCGCUGGUAAAUGAUGACGUAAAACAGGAGAAGAACGAAAAAGAGUGGAAAUGUACGAACACGCUUGCGUGUUUGAAUCUCGAAUCGAUGACAUGGGAAGAGCUGGAUCUCGACAUGGACGAGGACAACAUGCCACGGGCUCGGGCUGGCCACUGUGCCGUCGGUAUCCACACCCGACUCUACAUAUGGUCGGGACGCGACGGUUACAGAAAGGCCUGGAACAACCAGGUUAGGGUAUGCUGCAAAGACCUUUGGUACCUCGAGGUAGAGCGUCCGGCACCAGCAUCCCGCGUUCAGCUGGUACGUGCCGCGACGCACUCGCUUGAAGUUUGCUGGCCACAAGUGCCGUCCGCUUCGCACUACAUCCUGGAGGUACAGAAGAUUCCGCAAGCUCCUCCGCCACCUCCAUCUCCCGCUCCGGUCGCACAGGCAACCAGCGCUCCGGUUGCGGCCGCCAUCGGUUCACCAGCAGCAGCCGUCGGGUCGCCAGCUUCCAGCGCAGGGUCUAUGUCUCCAGCACAGGUUGUUGGCAACAAUCUCGCGGGCACACCUGCGUCCAGUGAAGUGCUACCAAGUAAGUGUUCUCCUGUAGUAAAGCAGCUGCCAGGUCGCGUUGCUGGUAUGACCAUUCAAUCGCCUACCAUUUUGUCACCGACGGCAGCUCAGCAACCGGUGGUGGCAUCUGGUGUUCAAUUGACUCCGAGCGGAGCCCUUGGCACGGUUACCACUUCACCGGUGCACGCCCUGUCAUCGCCGGUUCAGCGGAUCGUUACUAAAGUGCAGCCAGCGAAGCAGUUGACUCCUCAAAAAGUGCUGACGACUGGGGGUUCACCACAAGUGUUGCAGCAGCAACCGGUGCAAAUCGUAGCACAGGUCUCGUCCCAGAGCCAAACGCUGCAAGCGGCAGUAGCGCAGGCGACGAUGGCCGCUGGGCAACCGCAAACAAUUCGCGUAGUAGCAACGGGCGCUGGCGGUGCCGCCACAGCCAUCUCAGCCGCCCAACAAUUCGCGUCCGGAACGGCUGGUACUCCGAUUCGCGUGCUCUCCUCGACCGGUCAACAGCUGAGGAUCGGAACGGGAAGUGCGACUAUGCAGACUGCAGCGGGCACCACCACGACCGCCGUCCUGCGGGCCGCCGGACAAAAUAUCGUAUCUGGCGCACAGCUACAGACGGUUCAGCAACGCAUCGUAAGUGGUUCGCCCGUGGGCAACACAACUACCACAGCCACCAUCGGAGGGAAGCAAAUCAUCCUCCAGAAACCGAUGACCAUCGUGAGUGGCACAGCCGGAGUCGGUGGCGCGGGAACCAUCACCAGCGCGACUGGCGGCAACGCUGGCGGCCAGAUUCUGACACUCGUAAAGACCAGUCAGGGUAUGACGAUGCAAACCAUGCCCAAGAUGAGCGUGGUACAGAAGACGGCGGGGUCGCCGGGAACAAUCAUACAGCAAGCGCAACACCACCAACAGCAGCAACAGCAACAGAUCAUAACUUCAAAUCUGGGCGCUGCCAGUGGCUCGGUGCCAAAAGCGACCGUCAUUGGGGGCAACGUGGUGAAGCUAAUGUCUGCUGGAGGGACGGCCACCCUCGGUGGCAAGCAGAUUCUCAUGAAAAACUCCAACAUUGUGCAGGUGGGCAAGGUUGGUACGAAUGCGACCGGCAAACCAACGCUCGUGCUCACUAAUAAAGGCGGGCAGCCGAUUCGGGCCCAGCAACAGGUUAUCGUUGUCACCACCCCGCAAGGCAUUCGCACUGUCAGCGGAACCGUCACCUCGUCGGCCGCGAGCAACUUUGUGACGCUCUCGUCCUCGCAGGUCAUCAAUACGAUCAGCACUACGCGAGCAACCGGCAUCGGUGGAGCGACGAUGUUGCAGGCGGCCGGAACUACCUCCGUGAUGGGUGCAGCAGGAGCUGGCGGGGCGACCGUUCAGGCGGUGCCGGGAACUACCGCCACCAGCCUGGGCGGCCAAGCGAUCAAGCUACGCGCGGUACAGGGUGGCAAACCGAUCACAUUUACGAUGCCGGUCGGUGGAUUACAGGCUGCGGGUCAGAAGAUCGCCGGAACACAAAUCAUCAACAUGCCCCAGAAGCUGGUGAGUGGCAAGGCCGUAACCGUACAGCUGACACCUUCGGCCGGAGGACAGAAGACGGUCACGAUAGUACCGUCGGGCGCGGGAGGCGCUCACGGUGCGACGACAACCGUCACGGGACAGGCCGGGCAGCAGAAGAUUCUGAUGUUACCCUCGAAGACGACCACACGCAUCGUAACCCAGCAGCAGUAUCAGCAGAUUCAGCUGCAGCAACAGCUGCAAGCCCAACAGCAACAGCAGCAACAACAGCAGCAACAGCAACAGCAGCAACAGCAGCAGCAACAAGUUUCAACGGAUGCCGCAUUUGCUGCGUUGGCCGCCGAAGCCGGCCUUAUGGACACAGAAGGUGACGGUAUGGAGCAGAUGGAUGGAUGCUUCGACUUGCAGGCCUUCGUCAUGGACGAAUGUGAAGAAGAAGAUGAGCAGCACGCGUUCGACGGCAAUCGGGUGCUGGAGGGUGCUAUCAUGUCGGCACUAGAAAUGACUGGGGACGAGGCAAUUGAAGAGUGCCCAGUAAUGCCCAUUUUCGAGCAGCUUGAUGGCUGCGACGAUGGCGCGAUGGCAAUUAUGCCCCGCUACGUCAAACUGGGGCUGUACGGUGGAGCAAUAACCAUCGGAACGUCGGCGGCCAACAACGGAAACACGGCCGAUGCGGGGGGAGCAAACGAAGCGUCCAAUAGCAACGCCAUCUCCAACGAGGAUCAUUCGGUGAUGGGCGAUGCGGAGCAGGAUCUCUCGCACGAGAACCUUGUUGAAGGUGAAGCACCGGACGAGCUGAUGGAAUCGGAGGAGGCCGAAGGAAUGGUGCUGCUGGGAUCGGGUGAAAACGAGGAGGGACACGAUGAAAUGGACCCGACCGGCUGCGAAAGUGUCGAUGCGCUCGACACUGGUGCUGGGUCGUCUGCGUACGAGACGGACAGUGGGGUGAUGGUGAAAGCGGAAAAUGCUCUCGGUGAGAGUGCCCAGCAUGAGUCGGAGCACGAAGCUGGUGACGGUAGUUCCGAUGCAGGCAGCGGUGAAAAGUCACAUCCCGGAAAUGAGCUCUUGGGUGCUUCGGCCGCCCAAUCGUCGACAAGGGUCGCUCCGACGGCGUCGGAAGCAGAGGCGGCCAACAUUCUAACGACGAUAAAGGGUGGCGACAUCGUUGCACUUCACAAUGCCGACCUACUGGCUGGCGCUGGUAUUGCGGGUGGCAGCAGCGAUAAUAUUAUCCAACUAAGCGCCGGAUCGACUACCGCUCUGUUGCAAACGCAGCACGAAAACGGCCAAACGAUAAUGUUCAAAGCGCCAGGGCCGGACACUGGUGAAGGAACGACGCUGACACUCAGCGAUGGUUCCACGUACGUUACGCGCCUGCAAACGUCGUCCAACUUGCCCAAGGAGGAGGACGGCGCGGCCACUGGUCAUUUGGAUGCACUGGCGGAAGCGGCCGCCUCGGCUACCUCCGCUCUGCCCACGGAGCUGAUGAACACAAGUGCGUCCGGUGUCGGUGCGCUGAUGGGAGAUCUGCUCUCGUCACCGACAUCAUCGAUAACACCGAUCAAGCAGUACACGAUGGGUGGCCCAUUGCUGGCGUCAUCGUCUGCUACUGCUCCCUCAGCGGUGGCCAGCAAUCCUACAAUCAAUAAUGGCACGAUGAGCAAAGGUUCACAGUUCGCAACUAGUGUUGCUGGCAAGACGGCAAAAGGAGCGACAUCUUCCAAGAACAAGGACGACAAAGACGAUAGACCGACUAAGGCGAAGGAAGAUGCGGGCGAGGCCUGGCACACGGUGGCUAUAUUGAAAACCUGGAAUCACAUCGUCUCGAACUACAUCGAUCUGAGCGAGUGGGACAAUGCGGUCGACGGCGCUACGCUAACCGCGGACAACAUACCUAACCUGACGGACCGAAAGCGAAUAUCGCUCGAGCCCGGGUGUGCCUACAAGUUCCGCGUCGCAGCCAUCAACAGCUGUGGCCGGGGCGAGUGGAGCGAUGUGACGCCCUUCAAGACCUGUCUUCCAGGCUUCCCGGGAGCGCCGUCGGCGAUCAAAAUUUCGAAAUCGCCCGAAGGUGCCCACCUGUCCUGGGAACCGCCACCGUCGACUACCGGUGACAUUCUCGAGUACUCGGUGUAUCUGGCAGUCAAGUCGCAGAACGCGCCAAAAGACAAAGCGACCACCUCCGCCGCGCAACUCGCGUUCGUCCGGGUGUACUGCGGAUCCACCAACCAGUGCACGGUCACGAACCACUCCCUACAGACGGCGCACGUCGAUUUCACUUCAAAGCCGGCCAUUAUCUUCCGCAUAGCGGCGCGGAACGACAAGGGUUACGGACCUGCCACCCAAGUCAGGUGGCUACAAGACCCACAAUCGUCCAAGACGGCAGCGUCGGCCGGAGGUGCGACCGGGGCGCAGUCUGGCGCAUCCGGCAAGCGGAUGAACGAGAAGUCAGUGACCGGUGGAACGCCCAACAAGCGGGCGAAGCUUAAUUCAUCCUCCGGGACGGGGGGCAAUUCUUCGUCCUCUUCGUCAACGAUGAUGGUGUCGCCUUAAUCGGCCAACUGGGCCCUCGUCGAUUCAAUGCCACAAGCCGACGUUCUUAUUGUUCAUUGACGACGCAGAUAUUUGACAGGUAAAUGAGCCACACACAACAGCAACAAUGUUCACGGGGAACUCUGGAGAAAGAUGCAAAGUAUGUUACAAACAAGGGGGAGAGUUUUUUUGUAUUCGCGACAUGUGCACAUAAGUUCGCACCUCUUACCGAUGCGCGUAGUUUAAGUUUAUAUGGUCAAUUGGUUACGUGCGGUACGUGGAAAAGCAUUGUGCGACGCCCAUCCGGAUGCCAUUUCUGUUUUGCUUACCUAUGUAGCAGUUAAUAUUGUAUCUUCCGCAAGCACCGGUGGAAUGGUGGCGGCGUUCAUGCUCUUCAAGCUUCUUCCUUUUUGCUUGUGCAUGAAUUGGUUUUAAGAAAUUCUGCUAGCUCUCGUGUGCAUCGAGUAAACGAUCUUCGAUAAGUAUGGUUUGAUCAUGAAGUAAAUUAUAGAAUGUGUUUUGCUGUAGUAGAUACAGUAGCGUGGAUAACGCAGAACACGAACGACAUACAGUGCAUAUUAACGGACGAAACGCUUCGUUCAAUGUUAGUUUAAUUGGCGUGCACAAUACGCUGUAUGUAGGCAAGGGAGCUUGGGGAAAUGGCACAGAAAUAAGCUAACGCGCUGUGUGUGGUUUUGUGUUUAUCAUUGGCGCUCCUUGUGCUACUUGGAAUGAAGUCAUCCUGGAGCAACAAACAGAUCACAGGUGCAGUCAGUAAUAGGACAAUGGUAGUAGUAAAAAAAAGGUAGUGUUAUAUUAACGUGACGGUGGUUGAGUCGCAACAAUCACCUCUAGGAAAACAAAAAUUUGCGACUUUGCGACAUCAAAAGAAGAACACAACCAUCUACCAGAUGUGUUGCUGUUCCAAUUCUUUGUUUAUUGGUCUCUCAACUGCAAUCGUUUAAACUCGUACGUGAAACUUGUAAAAAAUCUGAAACAUAAUGUUAAGGUCCCCGGCGUCACACAGCGUCAAAGAUUCACUGGAAGGAAUUUAUCUGUAGAAAAUAUAUGAAACAACACACACAAUUUAGGAACUAUUGAAUCAUUUAGGCGUGUAAUCAGCGUAAGACAGUUGGCCAUUUUUUUGAUCACACAUCCCCGGCGUUUGAUGAAAUACAAAAACCAAACGAUGCACAAAAGCCGAGAAGAAUACAUAAAUAUACAGAAACUGUAAGUGGUAGAUAAAAAGAAUUGUAAGCAGAUAUCGCGUUUUAAAUCGGCUUUCGGACAAUAUGAAACCCGUUGCGCUUCUCUUUCGAGACGAUCACGAUGACGGAAUGUUUUAAAGAACCUCUUCUCCAAAUAAGGCCGCAUUUGCAUUGACCAGAGUAUACCAUUGAACGUUGCAGAUUCGGAAACCCCUCCAGAGAGAUUACAAUUCUUGGCAGAGAAGGAACAAGUAUAGUAGAAAUCUAAACGCUAGCGGUAAAGGUGUACCCCUGAUUGUACGAUUGUUGUGAUUCUUUCUGUUUGAUAAUUUUCAUUCUAUGCUAAAUAAUAUUACAUUUUGUGGGAAGAAGCAAGGAGCAGGGCAAAACUGCGAAGGGCCUACGGGGUACUGCUGCGGCAUCUUCAUGCUCCGGGUGCAAGAUUGAUUGAUUAGUAGCGCACCCGCGGGUAAAGAAGGCAAUAGAAUUAGUCUUUAUUGAUCAUUGUCCGAUUGCGGCUCCGCUUUCAGCGAUAGUUUAGUAUGAUGUGUUAAGUAGAGCCCUGAUUCAUUUACACUCUGGUCCGCUGUAUAAUGGAGUGAAUUUUGACGAACAUGAAUGAAUGAAAUUGAAC
Messenger RNA from Anopheles bellator, 7278 nucleotides. It is a transcript of the gene Hcf, whose product is annotated as host cell factor. The transcript is spliced from 9 exons. Gene Ontology annotation, biological process: regulation of DNA-templated transcription; chromatin remodeling. Lineage: Eukaryota; Metazoa; Arthropoda; Insecta; Diptera; Culicidae. The record is from RefSeq and is a predicted model, not a curated record. Bases 1 to 5457 code for a protein of 1818 amino acids. Gene Ontology annotation, cellular component: histone methyltransferase complex. Gene Ontology annotation, molecular function: transcription coactivator activity; protein binding.